CACGCGACCACCACCCCCAACUCAAAUUCUCAGUCAUGGCCAACGCGGCCAACGAGAGACUUCGACUUGUGUACGGUCUCCUUGCAUUUCUUUACUUAGGCCUUGGACUUGAUUUCUACCUCACUGCCAGACUUUGGGUAUCAGUGAUUCCCGCAGAGGAAGCUCAAGAGCAUCAACUCAGCAUCCUUAAAAGAGAAAAGAGAUUUUACAAUGAAGAGCGGGAUGAACCAAGUGUGGAAUUUUUCCCACAACCGCAGCCGACACAGAAAACGGAUGGAUAUGUGUGGCUUACUUCCUAUUCCAGGAUACCGGUCCAAGUCUUGGAAGAAUUUUGCAUAUCAGCUAAAAGACACUGCCCGAAAGGGGAACAAGGACCCAGGGGCACACCAGGAACACCUGGUUAUAAAGGUGAAAAGGGGGAUUUAGGAGAUCGUGGACUUCCAGGCCAGCCUGGACCAAGAGGACCAAAUGGUUUCCCUGGACUUCCUGGACCGGUUGGUCCAAAAGGUGAAUCCGGAAUGUCUGGAAUUCCCGGAUUAGAUGGUCGAGAUGGAAUUCCUGGGGAACCUGGUUUAGAUGGUGUUCCUGGUCGAGAUGGAAUUGAUGGGAUACCUGGGCGUGAUGGCAUUCCUGGUUUACAUGGAACUCCUGGAAGACCAGGAACAAAUGGCACUCACGGUAUACCAGGGUCUCCAGGUCCAAGAGGUCCACCUGGUCCACCGGGACCUACAGGUUUACCAGGUCCCAGAGGGAAAAAAGGAGUUCCAGGAAAAGCAGGAACGCCGGGUGUUCCUGGAAUUAAGGCUUGGACUGUAAAUGGGACAGAAACAAGAACUCUUUUAAUACCUCCUGCAAUAGUAGACGUAGAUCCACCUUCUUCCAUAAUGGUGGAUGAAGGACAUAGGGUACAGCUAAAAUGCACAGCUACCGGUUUCCCUGAACCACAAUAUACCUGGAGAAGUGAUGAAAAUAAACCCAUACAUUUUAGAUCUUGGAAACAGUCUUCUGUGAACUCUGAUGUUCUCGAAAUUUCUCGUGUUAGCCGAGAUCACAUGGGUAUUUAUAUGUGUAUUGCUUCAAACGGAAUUCCACCUCCAGCUAUCCAUAAAACUAAGUUGGAAGUAGCAUUUCCCCCAUUGAUAAAAAUCAGGAACCAAAUGGUUGGAACGGUAAACGGUAGCUAUGCUCUAUUGGAAUGCUUCGUAGAGGCUUAUCCAACAGCUGUGAAUUUUUGGCAACAUGGCGAUAAUCGCCAACUUGAGAAUAAUUGGAAAUAUCACAUUGAUCAAAUAGACGAGGGAUAUAGGACUCAUAUGAUUUUAAAUAUCACACGAGUGGAACCUUUAGACUAUGGACUGUACAAAUGUAUUUCUAAAAACGAUCGAGGAAAAACUCUUGGCGUCUUCACAGUUUUUGAAAUCGAUCCAAAUGCUCCAACCAAAAAGCCACCAACCGAAAAGUAUGAAAUAUAUGGACAACCUCCUCCGCCACCACUGAUCGAAGCACUUGAUUGUGAUAGUUGUACCUCAAUUUGUGAUUUUACUCCAUUAUGUCCAACUACAGGAAAAAUAGAUCCAUCACAAACUCAAAAUAUGCACAUUGGUACAAUGGGGAUUUCUCGUCACUCUCUAACAACAGAAAAUUGUAUGGUACAUCAACUUGGAAAACCAGUUUUUCAACGUUCCUCAAAGCAAGAAGUGGGUGCCUGGUUUCAAGAUGCCUACCCGGGUAGUUCUAACACGAAAUACUACGCUAUUUAUGCAAACGAAACCAACCGUGUUUAUGUAUACAAUAACAGGGAUGACUUUCGAAACAAUAACUUCAGCCGACAAAUUGACCUUACCUUCGAUUUUUCUGGAACAUGCAGCGUAGUUUACAAUGGUUCAUUCUAUUAUCUUCAAGAAGCCUCAGAUGUAAUCAUUCGAAAAGACUUAUCAAACUUUCAGGCUUUUUCAGGUGGACCUUUUAACGAUUCUUCAGGCUCAUAUCUUUACAACACCGAGCUGUGCCGUAUGGACAUAAUGGCUGAUGAAAAUGGAAUCUUCAUUGUCUACCCAUCAAAUAACACAAAUAACACAAUCGUUCGAAAAUUAGAUCCAUUCAGUGUUAAAGGGGAGUUAAUGUGGAAUUUAACAUUCCCUCAUAACAGUGUGGGUGAAAUGUUCAUUGCGUGUGGUGUGUUGUACGCUGUAGAUUCUGUUACAGCUCUUAAUUCACACAUCAGAUUUGCGUAUGAUUUGUAUCAGAACAAAGUGCUGGAUGUAAAUAUACCUUUUUCGAACCCAUUCCGUAAUAACAGUAUGAUAUCUUACAAUCCAAAGCACCAAAAAAUAUAUACAUAUGAUAAGGGUAACCAGCUUUUGUAUCCUAUACUGUUUGGAUCCAUAGAUAUGGGGCAACCCGAACAGAAAGACGAUGUAAAAAGAAGAAAGUGACUCUUGUAUAAUCUUUUAUUAAAUAAAGUUUUAAGCUUGGUAUAUUU
Messenger RNA from Parasteatoda tepidariorum (common house spider), 2482 nucleotides. RefSeq lists its product as uncharacterized. The record is from RefSeq and is a predicted model, not a curated record. Gene Ontology annotation, biological process: signal transduction. NCBI's taxonomy places the organism in Eukaryota, Metazoa, Arthropoda, Arachnida, Araneae, Theridiidae.